AUGGCACAGUGUAAUAAUGGUCAGGGUAGGAGAGGUGGGGUGGUGAUGGAUCCACUGGAUUUCCCACCCAAUUUGUGGGACCUCAUACUCCCCAUUCAUAUUCCUGUGGAUUGUCUUGAAACUGAUCAAGCCCACAUCUUCAGAGCUAACUUGCCUGGUUUGAAAAAAGAUGAUGUGAAAGUUCAAGUGGAAGAGGAAUGUGUUAUGCACAUUAGUGGAGAGUUUAAGAAGGAUGAGGUAGACAAGAAUGACAAGUGGCAUCAUUUGGAGAGACCACAUGGAACAUUCUCUCGCCGCUUCCGUCUGCCAGAGAAUGCCAUGUUGGAUCAAGUGAAGGCCAACAUGACAAAUGGAGUGCUGACUCUGACAAUUCCCAAGGUGGCUGAGAGUAAGCUUCAGAUCAUGCCAAUAGAUAUAUCUGAAAAUUAA
Cryptomeria japonica (Japanese cedar) is the source of this 429-nucleotide messenger RNA. RefSeq names its product 18.1 kDa class I heat shock protein-like. The record is from RefSeq and is a predicted model, not a curated record. Gene Ontology annotation, biological process: protein complex oligomerization; protein folding; response to salt stress. The transcript has 2 exons. Bases 1 to 429 code for a protein of 142 amino acids. NCBI's taxonomy places the organism in Eukaryota, Viridiplantae, Streptophyta, Pinopsida, Cupressales, Cupressaceae.